AUGUCAGCUAACCAAGACCACGCGUCGCUCGUUAAUCAGCCAUCAUUGUCAUCUUCUCCAUCCUUUAAUAAAAUCAAUAAUAAACGCUCAAAGCGUACAUCUAUUUAUUCUUCUAUCCCUACAUCUUCUUCUCUUGAGCGGCUGACCCCAGGACCUCCUCCUCUUCCUCCUCCGGGACUCGAGGGUGUUCCAACUGCUCCAGCUGCUUUGCUCAAGAAAAAACAUCAUCACUACAACUAUUAUACUAAUAAUAAUUAUAACAAUAAUAAUAAUAAUAACAACAACAAUAACAACCCCCAUCAUCAUUAUCAUCAUCAUCAUCAUAGCAUUUCCUCUUCAUCUUCUUCUGAUUUUUUUGAUGAGUCUGGGUUUCAGCAAAAGUUUCGUAACCAAAACAUACGCUACUCUUACAAGCCCCGAUACCGUAAUAAUGCUGCCAAUAAUAAUAAUAUUAACAAUGGAAAUAACAACAAUAAUAAUGGCAACUAUAAGAAAAUUAAUAACCACCAUCUGCAUCACUACCAUUAUAAUAAACCACUCGACCUUGAAGACAAUGACUACAACCAAGUCGAAGAUGUUGCAGUUAACCAAGACUCCUUUGCUCUUUCUUCAACAAGCUUAACAUCCCAGAAUGACGCCCUGAUACCCGCGCCAUCAUCCUGCGAAAUGGAUGACGAGCCAUUGCAUGUAAUCGUGGGCACAUCUGCUAACAAUGAGCUUAACUCUAAUACUGCAGAAACAGAAACAGCAACAGCAACAGCAACAACAACAAUAACAACAACAGCACCAUCAACCAGCAAUAUUUCAAACCGUAUCUCAAAUCCAUCUGAUACUAUCUCCCUUAAUAAUGAAUCGGAAGACGUUUUUCGUCAACCUAGAUUUCGUGACAGCCGUAGAUCAACAACAAGUACUACUCGCGUUAACGGAAACUAUAAAAACAAGUAUUAUCGCAACAAACAAAACGGGUCUUACAAGCAAGAGCAGGCAACAAUAACCACCACUACUAUUACAACUGAAAUCACCCAACCUGAACUGUCUCCACCUUCUCCAUUCUCCAUUUCGCCAUCACCUUCUCGGUCUCCUGACCUUUAUGUUUCUGGUGAUGAGCAGAUGGACACAGUUUUCCUGGAUUCAAAAACUUCAUCGUUUUCCUCCUCAUGCCAAAAAAACCAAGGCUCUUUUACUACUGAAACACAACAACAACAACAACAACAACAGCGACUUUCACGUAGUCAAGCUUCCAUCAAGAGUUCUCGAGAACGUGAUUUAUCAACAACUCCACCGCCACCUAAAUCUUUGACUGAAGACUCUAAAGAUACCAAACUUUCUGGCUCUACUGCAACUACACUUGUUUUGGAAAAGGCCGCGGCGACAGUUUCAAACACUUUACUCACUGACAAUAAGAGACGCCUUAACAGCAACAACAAUAAGCCUAAGCAAAAACAAAAUACUAAAACAAAUAGACCUGGUGGCGCCGUCAUUGUUGACUCUUCGUCCUUUUCACGUAGACAUACAACAAAAGCUCCAGCAAACAAUAGACACAGCAGCUACCAUCCUGGAAGUGGCAAUAACAGUAGUAGUAGUAGCAGCAGUACUGGUAACACUGAUAAUAUCAGCAACGGUAGCAUAUCUUCAUCAACAACUGUACAUGGUCAUGCUCAUCGUUUCUCUUUGUCUUAUAUUGAUUCUCCGGCUGGAGCUCCAGAGUACCCUGACGAUGGAACUACUUAUUAUCCUGUUCCAGGGCCUGGCCCCCUUGAUUACCUUGCGGGAUACGGCGCGUGGCCAACUGGUGCUCCAGUCCCUCCACCCCCAGGCUUGGCCAUGAUGCCUCCUCCUCCAAUGUCGGGUCACCAAUAUGUGGGCGGGCCUACAGGUCCUGCAUCAGGUCAACCACACCCCCACGCACCACCCCCACCACCACAUCAUCUUCAGAGCCAGGUCCCGCCUCCUCAUCUUGCAGGUGGCCCUGGUCCUAUGCCUCCAAUGGGCUUCCCUGAAGACGGUGGCGAAUACAUGUAUGCAGCAGCUGCUGCAUUUUAUGGUAUGAUGGCCCCUCCACCACCACCACCUCCUCACCAGUUACCCAUGAACCCUCUCAAUCAUAUGGGUGGGCAUCCUCAAUUCCCAGUUGUGCCUGUGCCCAUGUACUUUGGCUAUGAUGAAGAUGCAGAUGACGAUUUUGAAGGUAUUAAGGAUCGUGAAGGUGUUAUUAAUGCUGAAGAUGAUACCGUGGCUGCUACGAUUUCGGAAAAGCCCGAGAGCGCUACUACCGAAGUGGGUUUAGAUGGCGAUGAAAUUUCGGGUAAUGAAAUGUAUGCACAUUUACAACCACCACCACAACAGCUCCCACAUAUGAAUCAUAUUGCCCAUCAUCCAUCGCACAUGUUUGGACCACCACCUGGGGCUCUCAUGGGGCCACCACCACCUAUGCAUCACCAUCAUCCUCACCACCCCCACCAUCCACCUCCUCUUCCUCACCAUAUGCCCAUGUUUUUUGGUGGACUCGGUCCCACACCUCCACAACAACAACAACAACAGCAAGAGGGAAUUGAAGAAAAUGGAGAGAGCGAAGCUGUUCAAAUGCCUUCUCAAGGGUUUUACUAA
Messenger RNA from Magnusiomyces paraingens, 2607 nucleotides. RefSeq lists its product as uncharacterized. Gene Ontology annotation, biological process: actin filament polymerization. The record is from RefSeq and is a predicted model, not a curated record. The transcript has a single exon. NCBI's taxonomy places the organism in Eukaryota, Fungi, Ascomycota, Dipodascomycetes, Dipodascales, Dipodascaceae. Gene Ontology annotation, molecular function: actin binding; microtubule binding. Gene Ontology annotation, cellular component: actin filament; cytoplasm. Bases 1 to 2607 code for a protein of 868 amino acids.